AUGAGGAGGUGGUCUCUCCUUAAAAAACGACUUUCUCUUCUCUUCAAAAUUCAUAUCCGCACUAUCCGUGAUCAAAUCCGCACCUUUAAGAAAGAUUCUGAAAAACCCAUCACUGAAUACUUGAUGCAUGCAAUGUCUCCCUUUGAUUCACUCACUGCCGCUAGCUCAACCAUGAGGGAUGAGGAAGAGGAACAACUCUUCAACAAGAUGUCAUCAGUCUCAGUGUCAACUGGUGUCUAUCGUGCUUCCGCCGAUCCUCAAACCCACUUCAACAUUGAACGAGGGCCACCAACAACACCCAUUAGUACAAUAGAUAUCGAGGGCAAAGACGAGGUUGUGAACUCGGACGUCGAGGUGGUGGAUGACGCUCAAACAGAAACAACAACUAGAGCCGUCGCAGGAAUUAUGGAAAGAUUUUUUAAGAGAAAGUCAUCAUUGGGUAGUUCGGAUAGUGUGGGUAGUUCAAGAACUUCAAGUUCAAGACAAAGUGAGUUAGAUGAGGUUUUGGCUAAUCUUCAGGCAGACCCGGGACUAGGAAUUCGUAUGAUUGAGUAUGAUACUAAUAUUAGAGAUGAGGUUCGAAGAGCAUAUCUACAAAAAGGACCUUGUCAACCUAGAGGUCAUUCUUUCCCACAAAGUAAUAUCUCAGGAAUUAAUCGACGCUUCAUUCCCCAAUGGUUUGAUGAAUUUGAUUGGUUGGAGUAUAGUGUAUCUAAAGAUGCUGCAUUUUGUCUUUAUUGCUAUCUCUUUAAAUCCAAUUUUGAACAAGUGGGUAGUGAAGCCUUCACUGGAGCAGGGUUUAAGAAUUGGAAGAAAGGGAGAGAAAGAAUGAAGGUGCAUGUUGGACCGGUUGGUAGUGUUCAUAAUAAAGCUAGAGAAGCCGCUACAAAUUUGAUGAAUCAAAAUACACAUAUUGAAACGGCUGUGAGCAAACACUCUGAACAAGCUCGUAUGGCAUAUCGAAGAUGCUUAAUUGCAUCAAUCAAGUGCACUAAGUUUCUAUUGAGACAAGGUCUUUCUUUUCGUGGAAAUGAUGAAAGUGCCACUUCAAGCAAUAGGGGAAAUUACUUGGAGCUAUUGCAAUUCCUUGCAGACAAUGAUGAGAAAGUUAAAGAAGUUGUGUUGGAAAAUGCUCCGGGGAAUCUCAAGUUAGUAGCUCCAAAGAUUCAAAAAGAUAUUGUCAAUGCAUGUGCCGGGGAAACACUUGAUGUCAUCAUGAGUGAUUUAAAAGAUAGAUUCUUUUCUAUAUUGGUGGAUGAAGCACGUGAUAUUUUUGUGAAAGAGCAAAUGGCUAUGGUGUUGCGUUAUGUGGAUGACAAAGGGCAUGUAAUUGAAAGGUUUGUGGGGGUUCAACAUGUUACCGACACCACUUCAAGUUCACUAAAGGAUGCCAUUGACAUAUUCUUUUCUUCCAAUGGUUUGAGCUUUUCCAAGUUACGAGGACAAGGUUAUGAUGGAGCUAGCAAUAUGAGAGGUGAGUUGAAAGGCCUUAAAACAAAGAUUUUGAGAGAACAACCUUGUGCAUACUAUGUUCAUUGCUUUGCUCAUCAACUUCAACUAGCACUUGUUGCCGUAGCAAAGAAGAAUAUUGAUAUUGCCUCUUUCUUCACAACCACUAAUAGUGUGGUUAACCAUGUUGGAGCAUCGUGUAAGCGGCGUGAUGCACUUAGAGCACAACUCCAAGAAGAACUUGUGAUAGCUUUUGAAAAUGAUUGUCUUAUAACGGGGCGAGGUUUGCAUCAAGAAACAAGUCUCAAACGUGCCGGUGACACACGAUGGAGCUCACAUUACGGUACCAUUAUUAGCAUCAUUUCUAUGUUUUCAUCUGUGAUUCAUGUGCUUCAAAUGAUUAUUGAUGAUAAUCCCAAUGAUAGUGCCGGUGAAGCAAAUAAGAUUCAAAGGGAAAUGCUUACUUUUCAGUUUGUGUUUCACCUAUUCUUAAUGAAGGCUAUAUUGGGACUCACAAAUGAUGUGUCACAAGCAUUGCAAAAGAAAGAUCAAGAAAUUGUGAAUGCAAUGGCUUUGGUGAAAUCAUGCAAGGAAAAGCUACAUUGGAUGAGGAAUAAUGGGUUUGAUGCAUUGGUUGAAGAGGUGUCUUCAUUUUGUGACAAACAUCAUAUUGAUGUUCCUAACAUGGAUGAGGCCUUCGUACUUCCAGAGGAGGUCAAGGCGUAA
Prunus dulcis (almond) is the source of this 2175-nucleotide messenger RNA. RefSeq names its product zinc finger MYM-type protein 1-like. The record is from RefSeq and is a predicted model, not a curated record. The transcript has 3 exons. The coding region runs from base 1 to 2175 and encodes 724 amino acids. Lineage: Eukaryota; Viridiplantae; Streptophyta; Magnoliopsida; Rosales; Rosaceae.